Molecule: messenger RNA, 333 nt
Organism: Rodentolepis nana
Lineage: Eukaryota; Metazoa; Platyhelminthes; Cestoda; Cyclophyllidea; Hymenolepididae
Source: the annotation of a GenBank genome assembly
AUGAAUUAUAACUUCACAGUUCCAACUCUUCUGGGCGUUGUGUUCACCUACUCAACCAACAAUGGAAGUGAUUUCAAGGGCCUAUGUGCUACUCUCAUCCUCAAUUUUAUUCCCUCACUUCCCAAUAACAUCGGUGAUGUCUUAAGGUCGGUUAAUUAUGCCGAGGUAUUUCAAGUUAUUGCUGUCAUCAGACAUCCACUGAUUUUCUCCCAAAUGGGAAAUUCCACAAAUUGUCCAGGUGAUGGAAAGUGUCCGCACCAAACAAGCUGCCUGAGUUUCACCUCUCCACAUGGUAUCACUUUCGUUUCCUACAUUUUCCUAUCAUUUACGUAG